This is a messenger RNA of Arabidopsis arenosa, 818 nucleotides long. The record is from the annotation of a GenBank genome assembly. NCBI's taxonomy places the organism in Eukaryota, Viridiplantae, Streptophyta, Magnoliopsida, Brassicales, Brassicaceae.
AAAUUGUUCCCAAACCGAAACACCGAAAAUUUUAAACCGAAUCGGACCGAUUAACCAAAUUUUGUUUUGUCAUAUUUGAUCCAUUCUCUACUCUGACGAGACACACUCGGCGAAGCAAUGUCGUCUCUUGCGUUCACGUUAACUCUUCCGUCUCUAGUGUCGGUGAGGAGCACUAAACUCGGACGAAGUGUCAGUAAUGGCGGCCGGAAUUGGUCGGGACUUACGAACUUGUCGGAGAAAUCGAAGACCAAACGAGGAAAUGGUCUCAGCUGCAAGGCGGAGCUGUCGGAGCUAGCUCCAGUCGUCUCUGCUACUUAUGGUGUUCUUCUUCUAGGAGGCGGUCUCUUCGCUUAUAGCAAAUCUGGAAGCAAAGGUUCUCUCUUUGGGGGUUUGACCGGUUCUGUUCUUAUGGCAUCUGCCUACUUCCUUACUAAAUCACCAGAGACCAGAGUUCUCGGCGAUACCAUAGGUCUCGGCGCUGCCUUCCUCUUCUCUUCUGUCUUCGGUUUUCGUUUGGCAUCUUCCCGGAAACCAGUCCCAGCAGGCCCACUACUACUUCUUUCCAUCGGCAUGUUGUCCUUCUUUGUCAUGGCGUAUAUGCACGACAGUUUACCUGUUGUAUCCAUACCCGAUCCAUUACCUCUACCGUAGCUUAGAUGAGAGCAUGAGGUUGUAACCAGAUAGGAAAGCUCUCCCAAAGUAUGAAUCAAGAACAGUUUUGCUUUUGCCCACACACCAAUAAAUUGCAAAGCUUUGUGAGGCUAAUGUGGAGAGAAUAAUGUUUGUUUCAGAUAAAACUAUAAAGAGUUGUUGCUAAA